AACAUAAUGGAUAUGCUGGGACACUUACAAUGGACCUCAAUAGGCUAUUGAAGGUCUUCCCGGGCAUAGCGUUAACAUGGGUUUGCUUCCUGGUAGCAACGUGCUGUGUUAAGCUGACCGAUGCGAGGAUAGGCUACUUCUGGCACAUAACAGAUUUACAUCUCGAUACGUACUACACUACCAAGGGUGAUAUCUUUCGCAGUUGCUGGCUUAACGAACAUCACUCGAACACGGCCAGCGCCAAACGACCGGGACUGUACGGAGAUUACAUGUGCGACAGCCCAUGGAGCCUGCUGGAAUCCGCCACGCAAGCCAUGAAGUCCAAGCAAGGUGAUAACGUCGAGUUUGUCCUGUGGACUGGCGACGGUCUUUCCCAUUCUGCCAAGCGAAUGCACGAAACCAAGCGGUUGGACGUGCUGCGUAACAUUACGGAGCUGAUGAGCCGAACGUUUCCGUCACAGUUUGUGUUUCCGGUGCUCGGCCAUGAGGAUGGUAGUGCCAACUUCGAGCAGCUCGGCGAUCUCUGGCGCCACUGGUUACCGCUGGAGGCGUUGCAAACGUUUGAAAAAGGUGGUUACUACACCAUCGAACAGACAAAGAGCCGGCUAAGAAUAAUAGCUUUAAACACGAACUACAUGCGACACGACGCAAAGUACUCGCAAUCGCAUUCGUCGGCGGUGAAUGCAUUAUCGGGAUCAAGCAGCCACGAGUCGGAGAAGCAGUGGGAGUGGCUGGAGGAGGUUCUAGCAAAGUCGAGUAGAAAUAAGGAAACUGUAUAUAUCGUAGGACACAUACCACCGGGCUCGGACGAGCGCCACAUUGGCCACACGAUCCCGUUCGGGCAUUCCAGCUUCACCGAGAAGAACAACGUGCGCUACCUGCGGCUGGUGAAGCGAUACUCAUCGAUCAUUCAGGGACAGUUCUUUGGACACCUCCAUUCGGACUCGUUCCGAGUGGUUUAUAACGAAGUUGGCAAACCCGUCUCCUGGAUGAUGAUCGCACCAUCGAUAAGCCCACGGAGAAGCAGCGAGUCCAACAAUCCCGCCAUGCGGCUGUACAAAUUCGACACCGAUACAGGGCAGGUCUUAGACUACACGCAGUACUAUCUAGAUUUAGAGUCGGCGAACAAGCUGGAGGAAGCCGUGUGGCAGCCUGAGUACAACCUUACCACCUACUACUACGGUCUGAGCGAGGUGUCAUCGUUGGCCCUCCACAAUUUGGCCGAUCGCUUCAACAACGCGGACGAUGCGCAGUUCAUGAAGUACUACCGGGCGAAUUCCGUGCGCCACGCUACCAGCACCUGCGAAGGUGUCUGCCUGCUCAACCACUACUGUGCCAUUACCAGGCUGGACUAUCGCGAGUUUCGCAGCUGCCUGGAAACGGCGGCCAAAGCGAUGGCAUCGAAAAACGGCAGCCCAGCUGGACCGUUUGUAUCGGCCUUCGCCUUCCAUCGAUUGCUCAUGGCCGUUCUGCCGGCCCUGCUGAUGAUUAUGCUCGUGUGGAGCAGCUCUGUGUCGAUGGAAGUGGUCCAGCAUGCAUUCGGCAGUGUGUACGAAGUCGUGCCUCGCUCAACCGCCUGUAUCGCUUUGUGCGGGCACACUGCAGUAGGAUGGUUGAUGGCGAUUGGUCACGGCAUCAGAAUGGUACCAUCCGUGUGGGCCGGCUGCAAAGCUUCAUCUCUACUGUUAGUAAGUGCAUUUCUCUGUUUUUUCGUGUGUAUGUCUCAGCGUCAUGAGGGAGAGAGUGUUUCAAGUAGAAUGAAACGUAAAUUAAGAGCUUCUUUAAACCCGACAAGGGUUGAUUGCGCGAGUAAAGGUGCCGUACGCGCGGGAGGCUUAACUUAAGUUGUUUAUCGCAUUGGGUUUUCUUGAGCACUUUAAUUUCAUGUUAUAUCAAUUCUUUGUUUUAUCACUUCAGUGAAUAUGAUCCUGUUAGGAGGAAUACAGAUGCGUGUUACAUUAUAGCAGAAGCGAAAGUCUAGUAAAAAGAAAACAAAUGAAUGUGAUACAUAAUAAAACAGAGAGAAACAUAACAAAGGUCGCGUAUUGCAGUAAUCGUAAAAGCCAAAUUCAAUUGUUUGGCUUUGAAAUAUGUUGAAUGGGAAAAUUUACAACAAGCUUAGCUAAAAUGUUUUAUUGCGAAUUCGGCCGUCGCUCACAAGUCGCACCCACGAUGAAUUAUUUGCAUUCGCAGGCAAACCGAGCAAACGAGCAAAUGCUUUGUUUCCAGCUAAAGAAGGGAAUUAGCGCUUUGGACAAAACAAAACAAGCACGACCCCUUAAACAACUGUUUACAUUCCUUCCCAUUGUGUACAUACACCAGAGACUAAGCCAUCCCGGGCAAUGUUUUGUUUUACGAACUGAUUACGCACUGAUUAUGAAUGUUACGCUCUACUCUCUACACAUACAAAUAGCAAAGAAUACAGGUCGAUGAUGGAAGAAGUGUGUGAGUUUGUGUUUAGAAGCCAUGCGUUUAAGUUACUGAUACAUUUCGAUGUUUCAUUGUUUUCUUUGGCGGACCCGAUUUAUGCUUCUCCUUUUAAUGUGUAAAAAAUUGGAUAAAACCACGAAGAGAAGAGACGCGAAACAGCAGCUAAGCGCUAAGAAGAAUCGUGUGGACGGUGUUUGAAAGUAAAAUAUGGCCAUUAUUAGCAAAAAUAUGUCUCAGCGUAAUGCAACCACUAAAAAGGAAGAACGGUACGGCAGAAGUUAUACGCUCGUCAAGCGACACGCAUACACUUAGGUAAAGCCAAAUUUUUCUAGUGCUUUGAGCGAACAGCGCGAAGCGAACCGGGCAAAGCAAAAACAUCGCGGUUUACAUCGCAUACGUUUCCCAUUUUCAUCCAACUUAAAUGUAAAAAACAAAACAAACAAACAAAAAAACAAAUCGCAAAAUAAACAAACCACAAACACACACGAAA
Anopheles moucheti is the source of this 2920-nucleotide messenger RNA. Its product is annotated as acid sphingomyelinase-like phosphodiesterase 3a. The transcript is spliced from 10 exons. Gene Ontology annotation, molecular function: hydrolase activity. Bases 30 to 1844 code for a protein of 604 amino acids. The record is from RefSeq and is a predicted model, not a curated record. NCBI's taxonomy places the organism in Eukaryota, Metazoa, Arthropoda, Insecta, Diptera, Culicidae.